AGUUUCAAUUUUUCUGGACCUGUUUGUUUUCUUUCAACACAGCUACUGAAAAAUUCCAGAACAAAAUCAAUUCGUGAGAAUGAGGGAAGAGGUUAUCAGCUCAGCUGGAACUGUCGAUCCAACUCCGGCCGCCAGUUCUGCUGGAGCUUCAUCACCUGCUGUUCCAACAAAUAUUGGAAGUGUUGAUGGAUCAAUUCGUGGACUUGGUUCAAAAGCUGCGUCUUUAUCUUGUGUGGGUUCACAACCACCUCAGCCUUCCUUGAGCACUGGUGUUGGUGGUUCUGCUUUCGGCAUGUCGAGAUACUCUUGCAGACCAUGGGAAAGGGGGGAUUUGCUAAGGCGUUUGGCUACCUUUAAGCCUGGAAAUUGGUUUGGAAAACCGAAGGUAGUCAAUUCACUUGCAUGUGCACAGAGAGGUUGGAUGAACGUCGAUGUUGAUAAAAUUGAAUGUGAAUCUUGUGGUAACAGUUUGAGCUUUGAAUUACUACAGUCAUGGACAUCUGCAGAAGUUCAACUUGCUGAGUUUACAAAGCAGCUGGAUUCUGGGCACAAAGUCUCUUGUCCUUGGAGAGGAAAUAGCUGCCCUGAAAGUUUGGUGCAGUUCCCUCCAACACCCCAGUCUGCUUUAGUUGGAGGAUUUAAGGAUAGAUGUGAUGGACUUCUGCAGUUUCAAUCUUUGCCUUCUGUAGCUGCUUCUGCAAUCGAACAAUUGCGAAUUUGUCGGAGUGCACAGCUUGAUCGCUUUUUGGCACAAUCCCCGAAUGUCACCAUGGGUGAAGUAGGUGUAAAACCGGAGGGUACACGUGAACUUCUUGAAAGCUCUCAAGAUAGAGCAUUCUAUUUGUAUUCUCAAGCACAGAAAAUUAUUAGCCUUUGUGGAUGGGAACCAAGAUGGCACUUAGAUGUUCAAGACUGUGAAGAGCAUUCUGCACAAUCAGCUCGAAAUGGAUGUUCUUUUGGUCCUACUGAGGCUCAGUUGCAUCUUUCGCAUGAUGCAUCUCGAAGCAAGAAAGCACUCUCUACUUCCGUUAAAAAGGACACUGGAAAGGGUAAAUUGGUGGUUGAAGACUCUAGAAGUGAAUUUAGAUCACCUAUACUAGAUUGUAGCAUAUGUGGUGCUACAGUUAGGAUAUUGGACUUCCUAACGAUUUCUCGGCCGGCUCAUUUUGCCCCUAACAACAUUGACAUUCCUUCUUCAAGUAAGAAAAUGGGACUGACUCGUGGAGUAAGUGCAGCUAGUGGAAUUAAUGGAUGGGUGACUGCCGAAGAUGCUGAUAAAGAACGUAUUGAAGAUCGUGAUGAAGUAGCGACAACAAAUGAGGCACGCUUACUACCGAACACGGAUGUUGAUUUGAAUCUGACAAUGGCAGGGGGCUUAAAUGUUUCUCAAUCAGAAAAGAACGCAACCAAUGAACAUAUUCUGAACGGGGAUUUGGGAAGGGAUCUAAUGAUCGGGCAACCUUCAGGCAGUGAGGUUGGUGAUCGUGCUGCUUCAUAUGAAUCAAGAGGUCCUAGCUCCCGCAAACGCAGUUUGGAUAAAGAUGGGAGUUCAGAUGACAGGGCACUAGUAAGGAUGCAUCAAGCCGAUAGUGUUGAAGGAACUGUUAUAGAUCGUGACGGUGAUGAAGUUACAGACGAUAGACAAUAUUCAGCUGGCCCUUCAAAACGUACUCGCAAUUCUGAAUUUUUUGACACUUUUUGUUCGUAUCAAAGAGAUUCUGCAGGUGCUGGUCCAAGUCAUUCCAUGGGUUUAGACCUUUGCAUGGAUGGGGAAAAAUUUAAUUCAUUUCAGCAAGGAGGUGAUCAAUGCACUGGAAUUCAAUCAGCUAGGGAUUCGACCCGUGCAUCAUCUGUCAUUGCAAUGGACACAUUGUGUCAUAAUGAUGGUGAGGACUCUAUGGAAAGUGUUGAGAAUUAUCCUGGGGAUGUCGAUGAUGUUCAUUUCCCCUCUUCCAGUACACAUGGGAAUUUAGACAAUAAUGAAAUGUCAGAAUUGAUACAUAGCAAUCAAGCUCAGCAGAGCGUUUUUCUUCGACCGGCUUCUGAAGUUCCUGGUGAAAUGGGUGUGAGUAGUACAAAUAACGGUGAAGAAAUAUUCAAUGCUGAUACCAUCACUACUCAGGCAAGAGAUGUGUUUAGUUUUGGAAUCAGUGGUGGAAGUGUUGGAAUGUGUGCAAGUCAUGAGGCUGAAAUUCAUGGGGCUGAUGCAUCGGUUCAUAGGACUGAUAGUGUUGUUGGUGAUGUUGAACCCAGAAUAGAAGAUGCCGAGAAUCAGGGACAAACUGGUGAGUCUGCCCCUGAUCCUGGACUAAUGGAUGAGAUUGUGCCGGAGGACAUUAUCAGGGAAGACCCUCAUGGUGAUAGCCAAGAGAUGUUUUCUCGGCCAGUAGAAAGAGCUGAUAGUGGAUCAAAAAUAGAUGGCUCUGCUAAAGACGAUUCUGUUGAAAGUGGUGGAAAAACAAGUCAGAGUUGCAAAACAAUCCUAGUGAAUAGCAGUCACAAUGCUGAUACACGACCAACUCAUGGACAAAAUAAGAUCGACGAUCCAAAUGCAGAGCCACAAAGAGGGGAAAGCAGUUAUGAAAUAGAGUUUGAUCCGAUUGUCCAUCACAAUCAAUUUUGCCCCUGGGUAAAUGGAAAUGUUGCUGCUGCUGGCAGUACGAGUGGUGGCUCCAAUGCCGAUGCAGUUGCUCUUAGUGGCUGGCAGCUGACGUUAGAUGCACUCAAUGCUCUGCAAUCCCUCGAGCGUACAGGAGUUCAGACGUUGCAAUCUGAGUCAGCAGCAUCUCUUUACAAGGUUGGUUUCCUUCUAAUACAUAUUUUGUCUUUCAUUGAAGCAAUACAUGAAUUCUUGAUUCUAUAUAAGCUAAAAAUUAUGGCUGCAGGGCACUCAAUAGCAUAACCAUAAAAUUGCACUCCUUAACUUUGUGGGUUGUUGUCAUCAUCAUUGUAGAAAUCUAUGGUGCAAUAACCUUAUUGGCAAAGUUUAUUUUGUCCCCUGUUUAAAAAGGGUGCAGUGCGUGCCUUUUGUGGGAGAAAAUCACCUCGACUCGGUAUGGUAAAAAAACCUUUUUUUUGGGGGGUAAGAAAAGAAACCUCAUCGAAGCACGUAUAUUGUCACAAUCUCAAAUGUAAUAUGGGUUGAUGACUUUCAAACCUGCGAAUGUGGGCUUAAAGGAUCAUCUUAAGUGCCAGAAGCUCAAGGGUCAAGUUUAUGUGUCUUCUUAUGCAAGUCCUGUCGGGAAAAUAACUCUUUUCCAUCAUAUGGGUGGUAGAGCUAGUUUACCUUAGGAAAACAAACUUAAGAACAACAUAGCAACACCACUCAUUUCAUCAACAAUGAGAAAAUGAUAAAUUUCUUUUCUCCGCCAAAUGGAGAAAGCAUUAGAGGGCGGCAUAGUGCACAAAUCUCUAACAUCUUAGGAAAACUCAUGUUUUUAACCAAAGAGCCCACAUAACAACUGUGAACCAUAUGCCCUGCCAACGAACCUUCCAAUUUUAUCGGAUGUCCCCGAAGGAACAACCUUGCCUCAACCAACGAAGGAUGAUAGAGGAACUCUCCUCGCCAAAUGUCUACAAGAAAACUCACGGUCCCGAUUUAAACCAGAACUCUGUAACAAGUGGCCUAAAUAUAAGAAUAGAACUGAUAAUAAACUAGUCAGUGGUAACCUAUGUCUUCAGCCACCUGCAUGUGCUUGCUGAAAAUGCAAAAUCGGAAAAGACAGUAUGGAGGAACUGCCCUUUAAAUAUGACAUCUGUGGUUUAGAGUAUCAUCUUUUUAGGUCCCUAAAGUUUCUCGAAGACAUGAACCCUUUGAUAUGGAGUAAGAGGUAGAGAUUGGAAAAGAAGGAAGCACAAAAAAUGAUCUAGAACGUAGCAUUAAAGAAUGGAGGUACAAUGUAAUACAUUGAGAUACGUUGCUGUAUUAUAGAAUCACAAAUAGUAGUUUCCUCAUAACCUUGCUCGUCUAGAAGUUUCCUUA
This is a messenger RNA of Cucurbita maxima (winter squash), 3982 nucleotides long. RefSeq lists its product as uncharacterized. NCBI's taxonomy places the organism in Eukaryota, Viridiplantae, Streptophyta, Magnoliopsida, Cucurbitales, Cucurbitaceae. The transcript has 7 exons. Bases 80 to 2902 code for a protein of 940 amino acids. The record is from RefSeq and is a predicted model, not a curated record. Gene Ontology annotation, molecular function: zinc ion binding. Gene Ontology annotation, cellular component: nucleus.